UUAAAAAAACAGGGUGCACAGUGAGCAUUAUGCAACCGAUAUAUAAACCAUAUUUUGAAGAACAAUGCUAUAGAAUAUAUUCGAUAUAGCUCAAAACUCUGAACCUCCCAGUUAUCUGUGAAACAAUGGCUGCCUCAUCAUCAAAUGACACCAUCCUUGAGCAACUCAGAAAUGGCAGUGCCCAAUUUGAGCUCGUAUCAUCGUCUCCCGUUGCUUCAAUUUCAACACCCAAUCCAACUCCAAGCACCAUUCUUCGUUUUUUCGCCCGAGUCGGACCUCCGCCAGGCGGAGUGUCAUCUUCAAAUUCAAAUAUAAAGGUGGAGCGAUUUUCUGUUCAUAAGGUUACCGGGGAUGGCCGUUGCAUGUUUCGGGCACUUGUUAAAGGCAUGGCUAGGAAUAAGGGAAUCACUCUUACACCACGUCAAGAAAGAGAUAAUGCUGAUGAGUUAAGAGCCGCAGUGAAAGAGGUUAUUUGUGAAGAUGACAAUGAACGGCGUCAGUAUAAAGAGGCAGUUACUGCAAUUACUGUAGAUGAGCCUUUGCACCGGUACUGCCAGCGCAUUGGACGAUCUGACUUUUGGGGAGGGGAGUCCGAGCUACUGGUACUGUCAAAGUUGUGCAAUCAGCAGAUCGUUGUAUAUAUACCGGAAACUGAGCAUAACAGUAGCAAGCGAGGGUCUGGUUUCAUUCCUAUCGCAGAAUAUGGAGCGGUGAAGAAGAAGCAACCACGACAUGUCGUGAGAUUACUUUACAGCGGGAAGAACCACUAUGAUCUCCUAGUUUGAUAGUCAUCUUUCAUUCCAUGUAUGCUUGAAAUGCAAAGUUAUUAAUGUAAUAAAGAAUCGAUUUUGUGUUCCGAAUUGAAUUCCAACUGGUUUGUAUUGUUGACAAUUACAAAUCAUGUGAAGUUUUCUUUCA
Molecule: messenger RNA, 918 nt
Organism: Spinacia oleracea (spinach)
Lineage: Eukaryota; Viridiplantae; Streptophyta; Magnoliopsida; Caryophyllales; Amaranthaceae
Product: OVARIAN TUMOR DOMAIN-containing deubiquitinating enzyme 3
Exons: 8
Coding region: 126-785 (219 amino acids)
Biological process (GO): protein deubiquitination; endoplasmic reticulum unfolded protein response; ERAD pathway
Cellular component (GO): nucleus; cytosol
Molecular function (GO): cysteine-type deubiquitinase activity
Source: RefSeq, a predicted model, not a curated record